Molecule: messenger RNA, 4356 nt
Organism: Fusarium keratoplasticum
Lineage: Eukaryota; Fungi; Ascomycota; Sordariomycetes; Hypocreales; Nectriaceae
Exons: 3
Coding region: 1-4356 (1451 amino acids)
Biological process (GO): transmembrane transport
Cellular component (GO): membrane
Molecular function (GO): ABC-type transporter activity; ATP hydrolysis activity; ATP binding
Source: RefSeq, a predicted model, not a curated record
AUGGCAGACCCCCUGGACAAGGAGCUCAAAGCACCUGAUGCUGAAGCUGCCGCUCUUCAACCCACGAAACUUGACCCGAGCGGUGACUCUGAUGAGGAUCGCAUCGAUAAGAAUGAAGAGAAGGACCUUGAUGAAGAAAAGCGAAUCGAUGAUUCCAGCAAGGAUGAAUCAAGAGGCCCUGAACUUCGGGAGGUUAGAACCGCUGCUUCUGCAGCAACAACAGCUACACGCGCAACAACACAACCUGGGCCCCCCGAGAAAAAGCCAUGGCACAAGAACCUGAAUCCCCUUCGAUGGGGCUCAUUACCUCCCGUUCCUCCAGAGCGUAUGGCAAGCAGAGAAUACCAGGCCGGUUUUUUCAGCAUGUUGACCUUUCAAUGGAUGGCACCUUUGAUGACGGCCGGAUAUCGACGUCCCCUUGAGGAAAACGACAUUUGGACGGUCAAUCCAGACCGGGCCGUUGAGCCUCUGACGCUGAAGAUGAAGGAGUCGUUCCAGAAGAGGGUUGAGAGGGGUGACAAGAACCCUCUGUUCUGGGCCAUGCAUGAGACGUUCAAGAUUGAGUUUUGGAUCGGCGGUAUCUGUGCGCUCUAUACCAGCAUUAUCCAGGUCAUCAGUCCCUUUACGCUCCGGUAUCUCAUUCAGUUUGCGGCCGAUGCGUAUGAAGCGAACAAGACUGGCGGGCCUCCUCCUCACAUUGGCAAAGGUAUCGGGUUGGCUAUUGGCAUCACUCUCAUGCAAGUCACCCAGAGUCUGGGAACCAACCACUACAUCUACAGGGGUAUGACUGUCGGCGGCCAGGCCCGAGGUGUCUUGAUCGGGCUCAUCUACGAGAAGUCGAUGGUCAUUUCCGGACGAGCCAAGGCUGGCGGCGCUCUUCAGGGUGACGCUCCAGGGGCAAAGAACGAGGAGAAGGGGCAGGACGAGAAGAAGCCCAAGAAGCCCAAGAAGGGGAAGCCAGACGCCUCUGAUGGUACAGGCUGGGGCAAUGGUCGCAUCACUGCCUUGCAGAGUGUCGAUACCUACCGAAUCGACCAGGCCUCUGCUCUGUUCCACAUGACAUGGACUUCGCCCGUCCUGUGUCUCGUCACCCUCGCCCUUCUCCUUGUCAACAUCACCUACAGCGCCCUGGCUGGUUAUGGUCUGCUCGUUAUUGGAAUGCCCUUCCUUACCAAGGCGAUUCGAAGUCUCUUCCACCGCCGACGGGCCAUCAACAAGAUUACGGAUCAGCGUGUGUCGCUCACACAGGAGAUCCUGCAGUCAGUCCGCUUCGUCAAGUACUUUGGUUGGGAAAAGGCCUUCCUUCAACGCCUCGGCGAGUUCAGAAACAAGGAGAUCUACGCGAUCCAGAUUCUUCUCGCAAUUCGAAAUGCUCUCAACGCCGUGAGCAUGUCUCUGCCCAUCUUCGCCUCCAUGCUGUCCUUCAUCACAUACUCUCUAACCCACCACGGACUUUCGCCCGCCGAGGUUUUCAGCAGUUUGGCCUUGUUCAACUCUCUGCGAAUCCCUCUCAACUUGCUGCCCCUCGUUCUUGGUCAGGUCGUCGAUGCUUGGGGAUCCGUGCAACGUAUCCAGGAGUUUUUGCUUCAAGAGGAGAUGCUCGAGGACAUGACGGUCGACACGACUGGCGACGAUGCGAUCCGACUGGAAGGCGCAUCAUUCACCUGGGAAAAGACUCACUCGAAUGAAUCAGAGGAGGGCAAGAAAGACAAGAAGGGCGCCAACGCCAAGACUCCUCAAGUAGACUCUUCAGGCGACGACACCGCAAGCACAUUGGUGGAGGAGCGAGAACCCUUCAAGCUGCACGACCUUAACUUUGAGGUGAAGCGAAACGAGCUCAUUGCAGUCAUUGGAUCGGUCGGUAGCGGCAAGAGUUCGCUGCUCUCCGCCCUUGCUGGAGAUAUGCGAAAGACGGAGGGUAAUGUGACCUUUGGCGCCUCGAGAGCCUUUUGCCCUCAGUAUGCCUGGAUUCAGAACACGACUCUGCAGAACAACAUUGUGUUUGGAAAGCCCAUGGAUAAGAAUUGGUAUAAUGAGGUUGUUCGAGCGUGUGCCCUCCAGGCCGAUCUGGACAUGCUCCCCAAUGGCGAUCAGACCGAGAUUGGCGAGCGUGGUAUCACCAUCUCCGGAGGUCAGAAGCAGCGCCUCAACAUUGCCCGAGCCAUCUACUUUGACGCCGAUAUUGUACUCAUGGACGAUCCUCUGAGCGCUGUCGACGCCCACGUCGGCCGUCACAUCUUUGACAACGCCAUCCUCGGCCUACUCAAGGACAAGUGCCGUAUUCUCGCCACUCAUCAGCUCUGGGUGCUCAGCCGCUGUGACCGCAUCAUCUGGAUGGAGAACGGCAAGAUCCAAGCCGUCGACACGUUCGACAAGCUCAUGAAGGAGCACCGCGGGUUCCAGGCCCUCAUGGAGACGACCGCCAUCGAGGAGAAGCGCGAGGAGGCCAAGAAGCCCGAUCAGGAGCAGCCUACCGAGGACGAGAAGAAGAGCAAGAAGAAGAAGGGCGGCGCUCUCAUGACGCAGGAGGAAAAGGCUACCUCGAGUGUGCCUUGGUCCGUCUACGGUGCCUAUGUCAAGGCUUCGGGAACCUUUUUCAACGCUCCCCUUGUCAUCUUCCUGCUCAUCCUCUCCCAGGGCGCCAACAUCAUGACUAGUCUGUGGCUGUCAUACUGGACCUCUGACAAGUACGAUCUCUCGACGGGUGUAUACAUCGCCAUCUAUGCAGCUCUCGGUGUCGCGCAAGCCCUCCUCAUGUUCGCCUUCUCCGUCGUGCUGUCCAUCCUGGGCACAAAGUCUAGUAAGGUGAUGCUCAGGAUCGCCGUGACGCGGGUGCUACGUGCUCCCAUGUCAUUCUUCGACACGACGCCCCUCGGCCGCAUCACCAACCGCUUCUCGCGUGACGUGGAUGUCAUGGACAACAACCUUUCAGACGCUAUCCGAAUGUUCUUCCUCACCAUGGGCAUGAUCACAUCCGUCUUCAUCCUCAUCAUCGCCUUCUACUACUACUUUGUCAUCGCCCUUGUACCGCUCUAUACCAUGUUCGUCCUGGCUGCCGUCUACUAUCGUGCCUCGGCCCGUGAGGUGAAGCGAUACGAGUCUGUCCUGAGAUCCCACGUCUUUGCCAAGUUCGGCGAGGGUCUCACUGGCGUUGCUUCCAUCAGGGCCUAUGGGCUUCAGGAUCGCUUCAUCCGAGAGCUAAGACAGUCCAUCGACGAUAUGAACGGUGCCUACUACAUCACCUUUGCCAACCAGCGAUGGCUCUCAAUCCGCAUUGAUCUCAUCGGUACUCUCCUGGUCUUUGUCACUGCCAUCCUCGUUGUCACAUCGCGAUUCUCCAUCAACCCUUCCACCGGCGGUCUUGUCCUCAGUUACAUCCUGUCCAUCGUCGGCAUGAUGCAGUUCUCUGUCCGUCAGCUUGCCGAGGUCGAGAACGCCAUGAACGCCGUGGAGCGUCUCUACUACUACGGCACCGAGCUCGAGGAGGAGGCUCCUCUUCACACGGUCGAAGUCCGCAAGUCGUGGCCCGAAAAGGGUGAGAUCAUCUUUGACAAUGUCGAGAUGCGGUACCGCGCCGGUCUCCCGCUCGUGCUCUCGGGACUGUCCAUGCAUGUCCAGGGCGGCGAGCGUAUUGGCAUCGUUGGCAGGACUGGUGCUGGUAAGAGUUCCAUCAUGAGUACCCUCUUUCGACUUGUCGAGAUCUCAGGUGGUAAGAUCACCAUCGAUGGACUUGACAUCUCUACAAUCGGUCUCCACGACCUGCGCUCUCGUCUCGCCAUCAUCCCACAGGAUCCAACUCUCUUCCGUGGAACAGUCCGUAGCAACCUCGAUCCCUUCCAUGAACACACCGACCUCGAACUCUGGUCCGCUCUCCGUCAAGCCGAUCUCGUCUCCGCGGACGCUGCAUCCCCUGAGGAAGCUCGACGCAACCACGAUCCCUCGCGCAUCCACCUCGACACGACAGUCGAAGAGGAUGGCCUCAACUUUUCGCUCGGACAGCGCCAGCUCAUGGCUCUCGCCCGUGCUCUCGUCCGUGGCGCGCAGAUCAUCGUGUGCGAUGAAGCAACAUCCUCGGUCGACAUGGAGACGGAUGACAAGAUCCAAGCCACCAUGGCGACAGGUUUCCACGGCAAGACACUUCUGUGCAUCGCCCAUCGCCUGCGCACCAUCAUCGGCUACGACCGCAUCUGCGUCAUGGAUGCCGGCCGCAUCGCUGAGCUAGACACGCCACUAGCCUUGUGGAAGAAGGGUGGUAUCUUCCGUGGCAUGUGUGACCGGAGCGGUAUCCGGGUAGAGGAUAUUCACGGCGCAAGGGAGGAGUUGGGAGGGUUGGUAGGAGAGAGGAGUGGGCAGUAG